GCCAUUUAUGUGACGACAACAUCCGAAACAAAAAGAAAGUAAACUUCCCUUAAAAAAAUGCUAUUUUGGACAAUGACUUAAUUUGAUAACGUGUUACAGCAGAUAUUUUGUUAAAUGCGACAUAACAUUCAGUGUUUUUCGUGAUCGCAUAUGCUGACAUAUUUGCAUUAUAUGUUCAUACAGUGAAAAAGUACGUAAUAUUUUAUUUCGGAUAAACGAUUCGGAUAGAAAUUAGAAUGGAAAGUGGACGUACACGAGUCACUUAUCAACGUAAUCCAAAUUUCUGUGAAAGGAUCGGUCAGAGUCUUAUCGGAAUUUUGAUUGGCGCUGCCUUACUUCUUCUGGCCUCUGGUGUCAUAUUUUGGAAUGAGGGCAGAGCAGUGCAGACAGCCAAAUCCCUGGAUGAAGGGCUGAGUAUUGUUGUUCCACUGGCCAAUGCACACCUGAUCUCUAGUGAGAAUACAGGAAAGCUGGUUCACCUUACAGGGGAGCUUCACACUCAGCAGGAUCUGGUAGAUGGCACAUACAACAUUCGAGUUAGAGCAGUGAAACUAAAGCGCAUUGUUGAGAUGUACCAGUGGGAGGAACAAGAGACAGAAAAGAAGUAUGACGAAGGGAACGGACAGACAAGAGUGGAGAAGAGUUACUCCUACAGCAAAGUUUGGAAGUCUAAUGUGAUACACAGCAAUGGCUUCGAUGACUCCUUUAACCAUAGAAAUCCAAGUGAAAUGCCUGUGCGUGAGGCCUCUUUCAAUACAGAUGUCAAUGUUGGAGAAUUCCUUCUCUCAGACGGUCUGACAGGGCAGAUCAACAACUUUCGGCCAGUUACUCUGUCACCUAGCAACACCCAUGUUGAUUCCAGGGUUAAAAUAAAGGACAACUACUUCUAUCACGGCCAAGAUGUCUUAUACCCAGAGAUCGGAGAUGUCCGUGUGAAGUUUGAAUAUGCAGGCCGUAGUGGACCCUCCCUCUUGUUAGGCUCGCCUGAUGAGGUAAGCAUUGUAGCACGGCAGGUGGGAUCAAAAUUGCUUCCUUACCAGACAGUAUCUGGGGAUACAUUAGAGAUGCUCUACUUUGGAAGUCUCUCUGCCAAGGAAAUGUUUGGCCGUGAGAAGAUGCAGAACACGAUGAUGACGUGGGCGCUGCGCAGCAUCGGCUGGCUGAUGAUGUUCAUCGGGUUCUCUUGCCUCACCAGCAUCGUCACCACGCUGGUUGACUGGUUGCCGAUUGUGCGUGACAUCAUUGCGCUGGGCGUGUGUCUGAUGAACAUGAGCCUGUCCGUCUCCCUAUCUCUCACCAUCAUCGCUAUCGGCUGGAUAUUCUACCGCCCUGUCCUGGGCAUAGCCAUCCUUGCAAUGGCUGCCACACCCUUCGUCUUGUCACGGUUCAGGGGAGCUGCACCUCGCUCAAGAGUCGACUAAAUGUUCGGAAAUAAAUUGCAAUGUGCGGAGAAAUUACAUGACAUUAUGUAGCUUUACACUUGUUAAGUUUCCUUGUAGAGUAUUAUUUUUUUCAAUACUAUUGAAGUGUGUAAAAAAUAGAGAUAAAUUCAUGAGCAGGUUUUUUUUCUCAAGGAUGAGUCUUGCGUUAUUGUUUGAGUGUUAAAUUUGUUGCUGUAUUUAAUCUAUGCAAUCUAUUUUUGUAUUCUUAGCAUAAUGAUCUAUAUACAUGUAGUAUUUGUUGUGUUAUUUCUCACAUUUAUUCUAUACAUGUACAAUAAAAAAAAAUUAUUUGUAUUCAGAUGUGAAACAGGCGUGCCUGAUUGUUAAAUUUGAUGCCAUAUUUUAGACAUGAAAAAAUGUGUGGUAUCUAUCAUAAUUAUAAGCAAAUUAAUAAUUAAUCUACAUAGUAUGUGUAAGAUAAUUCACUUUACAAUUUGGUUUAUUUUUGAUAAAUAUUAACAACAUAAUAACCGAUUACCACCAUGUCACAAUCAUACAUGCCAUACAUCCCGGAUUGUCCGUGACAGUCCCGGAAAUGAAGAACUUGUCCCGCUGUCCCGGAAAUCUGUCAAAUGUCCCGGAAUUUACGAAAUCCAUAUAUACAUGUACCUUAUCUUAGGCUUAACUGCACCUCGAAUCUGUGUAUAUCUGCAGCGUCUCCAUGACAAUGCCUACCCAAAUAGGCAGACUACGCUACGUGUCAAAAUCGAUCAAUAAGCAGGGGUCCCAUUACCAUAUCGAUUGUCUCACGUUCGCGGUCAAACCGAAAAGGCGGCAUUGUUUAAUGUGGUUGUUAAUUGACUUUAAUCUACUACGUCAUUAUUUCCCGCUGCGUAAGGGCAAAGGAUAGUUGUUCACACAUCUGAAGUCCAACAUCGCUGAGUAAAAAAUUAAAAGCAGUUUAUGUUCGCACGUUUAACCGACAAAGAAGUUGAGUAAAAAAGGUCUUACACACAGGUCUUAAUAACAAUAACGCAGUGACGUCACAAUCUAUGUUUAGAACGCUUACACUGAAAACUCGUGGCUUGUAUCUAGUAACGGAAGUAGUAAUGUUUUAUUUGACGUUAAUAGAUCAAGUGUAUUUCGGAUAGGCUUCCGAACUUUUGCAAUUAACGAUGCGAAACAAAAAAAAACGUACCAAAAAUGCAUAUGUCUAUAAAUAUCGCUACAUUUUAUACAUGCCCCGGAAAAUCGGAAAAAGUCCCGGACAAUUUAACUCAAUGUCCCGGAAUUGGUCUGAAAAAUUAUGGCAUGUAUGCACAAUAAUGUUUUGUUUUAAUACCAUGGUUUUCCAUCACUGUCAUGUAUAACAUUACAUAUUACUGUGUAAUCAUUUCCUUUUUACAUGACCUUUUGGUAUGUAUACCGUUAUAUAACUUGGUUAAGACUGACGAUGUACUAUGUACAACUCAUAUAUUUCUCUUUUGUUCUGUUCUAUAAUUUAAUUUAGAUUUUAAACAAAAAUCCUGGUAGAUAUAUUUGUAUAUUUGUGAUAGUGAAAAGUUAUAGUCUUGUUACUUAACUAUUUUAUUGCUUGAAUGUAAAGCUUUGUACUUGUGUUUAUAAAUGCACAUGCUUGCAUGUAAUGUAUUGAUUUACAAAUACUCGAACUUAGCUAUUGUGAAAACAAUCAUUACCAAUUUAGUGAUAGAAAUAUGUAUUUCUACAAAUAACUAACUGGGAGUUGAUUUCAAAGGCACCUGAAUGAACCUAUUCCCACUCAGAAGCAAAGUGAAAAUGGCUAUGUGCAAACAGCAUAAAACCAGAAGAGCCUGUGAGUAACUCGCAGUCUGUUCAGGUUUUAUGCUGUUUACUUCUUAUCAGUAUCUAAGGAUUGGAAUUGAAGCCUUUAAAACUUGAAUACAGUAAGAAAGGUCUUAAAUUAAAUUUAACUUUCGGGGGGAGGGUUAAAUGUGAACUGAUCUGUGCCAUAUUUUAUGAAAUUGAAUUAUGUACUGUAUUAUAAUGAUAAUCUAGUCAUUUAACUGGUAUGCAAGAAAAUGUGUGAUGGCAAUCUGCUAUUUGCAGUUGUCAGAGCUCAUAUCCAAUUUCAGAACAAAUAUGUGAACAUUUCAAACAAUACCAUAGAAAUUGUUUUACCUAGGAAGUUAUUUAUUAGUGCUAUAACUGAUUCAAAGUAUAAACCACUUAAAUUGUGAUGUUUAUCUUCAAUCACAUGUCAAAUUAAUCAUUAAAUAAAUUGUAUUAACUGUUAGACUGCUCCUACUAUAAGUAGUUCUCUUUUGUACAAUAAAUUAAUAUUGUGUUUAUAAAAAUUUGUAUAUAAAAUUAAUUGAAUCUAAAA
Messenger RNA from Dreissena polymorpha, 3747 nucleotides. Its product is annotated as transmembrane protein 43-like. Gene Ontology annotation, biological process: nuclear membrane organization. The coding region runs from base 237 to 1421 and encodes 394 amino acids. Lineage: Eukaryota; Metazoa; Mollusca; Bivalvia; Myida; Dreissenidae. Gene Ontology annotation, cellular component: nuclear inner membrane. The transcript is spliced from 11 exons. The record is from RefSeq and is a predicted model, not a curated record.